Molecule: messenger RNA, 1368 nt
Organism: Candidozyma auris
Lineage: Eukaryota; Fungi; Ascomycota; Pichiomycetes; Serinales; Metschnikowiaceae
Product: inositolphosphotransferase
Exons: 1
Coding region: 1-1368 (455 amino acids)
Biological process (GO): sphingolipid biosynthetic process; inositol phosphoceramide metabolic process
Cellular component (GO): inositol phosphoceramide synthase complex
Molecular function (GO): inositol phosphoceramide synthase activity
Source: RefSeq, a predicted model, not a curated record
AUGCUCCCCUUAGUCAAGAGAGUGGUGCUCGCGGUGCUAGGGCCGGCGGUGUUUCUCUACCAGCUCUUGAACAGGGUGUUUUGGCUGGGGCUCAACGAACGGUCUGUGAUUGGAUUGCCCGUCAACUUCUUCAUCAACUUUCUGCCGGUUUUCAUAUGGCUUUUGAUAUUCAAAAACGCUGGCCUCAUUCCAAAAGACAUCAGGCCCACCAUCCAUGUUGCUUUGGCCCACAGGGUUGAGCAGGUGAUGUUCGACGUGUGGGAGUACCCGCUUCUGUCGUUGCUUUCGUUGGUGGCCAUCACCUUGGCUGCGUGGGUUCUCUACGCAAAAGUUUACCUGACCAAAAGGGAUUCGGAUCCUUCUCUUGAGACGUCGAGCUCCUCGCUGCUGCUGCUGCUGUCGUCGUUGUUUUCCGACGAGGAUUUGGAGAUGGUUGAUUACGAAAAUCCCAAAGCAGCCCCUUCCGACCCUUCCGUUCCGGCAAAUUUCCAGGACCAUCCGAAAAUAGGCCUGUUACCCUACAUUCCCAAGUUCACCCAGCACGACGCCGUGGAAAACGCCACAAUCAUCAACAGGAGACUCAAACGUCAUAUGAACGAGCGCAAGACGCCUUCUCCGUUCAAUUGCUGGCCCAUGGCGCCGCCAGCGCUCUUGGCGGCUUCGUGGCUCUUACUCAACUUGGAUGAGUCUCUUGCCCAGCCCAUCACUGAGACGAAGGACACCAUCGCGUGGUUCAGCUACGUGAUUGGCCAUUUCUGUGUUCCUCUUUUCACUGCUAUUUGGCUCUACGUGUUUCACCCACCAGGAGCACUCAAAUGCUUCGGUUUCGCCUUAGGCGCCCAAAACAUCGCCGGCGUUCUUACCCACCUCCUGUUCCCAACAGCUCCUCCAUGGUUCAUUCACAAGUUUGGCGACGACGCUGAAGCCAGCUACGAUACCUUGGGCUACGCUGCAGGGCUCACCCGUGCCAAGUUCUCCACGGGAACUCACUUGGUCAACAACGGGUUCCACAAAAGCCCCAUUGUGUUUGGCGCCGUGCCCUCAUUGCACUCGGCCAUGGCGGUCAUCUGCUUCUUCUUCGUGUGCUACUAUUCGAGGUGGAUUUUCGCCAAAGCGCUCCUUCUAGCAUUUGUAUUUUGCCAGUGGUGGGCCACCAUCUACUUGGACCACCAUUGGCGCAUAGACCUUUUUGUCGGGCUCGGUUACGCCAUUGCAUCCUACACGGUGUUCUCCAAGUGGUUGAUGCCCCGUGUGGACCAAGAGUUUGCCCAGGCCCGUCUACAUUACGAUUUCAACCGAGGAUCCACCAUGGGCAUGAGGGUGUUCCGAAACACCAAGCUACAGAACUUUUUCGACCCCAUGGCUUAA